Messenger RNA from Thunnus maccoyii (southern bluefin tuna), 8101 nucleotides. It is a transcript of the gene kcnh1b, whose product is annotated as potassium voltage-gated channel, subfamily H (eag-related), member 1b. The transcript is spliced from 11 exons. The record is from RefSeq and is a predicted model, not a curated record. NCBI's taxonomy places the organism in Eukaryota, Metazoa, Chordata, Actinopteri, Scombriformes, Scombridae. Gene Ontology annotation, cellular component: membrane. Bases 162 to 3011 code for a protein of 949 amino acids. Gene Ontology annotation, biological process: regulation of membrane potential; potassium ion transmembrane transport. Gene Ontology annotation, molecular function: delayed rectifier potassium channel activity.
GCUAGAGCGAGAGAGAGGGAGGAAUAGAGAGAGAGGGAGGAAUAGAGAGAGAGAGAGAGGGAGAGCGCGCGCCCCUACUCUACAGAGCGCAGGGCUCGUGCAGCAUCAGAUAUGUGAGCGGCGGGAAGCGGCUCUGCCUCGCGCUGCAGGAGGACGGCAGGAUGGCGGGAGGACGGCGGGGUCUGGUGGCCCCUCAGAACACUUUCCUGGAGAACAUCGUCCGCCGGUCCAACGAUACUAAUUUCGUGCUGGGAAACGCUCAGAUCGUCGACUGGCCGAUCGUCUACAGCAACGACGGCUUCUGCAAACUGUCCGGUUACCAUCGAGCCGAGGUCAUGCAGAAGAGCAGCACCUGCAGCUUCAUGUACGGAGAGCUGACCGACAAGGAGUUGACGGAGAAGGUUCGGCAGACCUUCGAAAACUACGAGAUGAACUCUUUUGAGAUUCUGAUGUACAAGAAAAACCGGAUGCCGGUGUGGUUUUUCGUGAAGAUCGCUCCAAUCAGGAACGAGCAGGACAAAGUCGUCCUGUUCCUCUGCACCUUCAGUGACAUCACCGCCUUCAAGCAACCAAUCGAGGAUGACUCUUCAAAAGGUUGGGGUAAAUUUGCCCGUCUGACUCGUGCGUUAACCAGCAGUCGAGGAGUUCUCCAGCAGCUCGCUCCCGCUGUCCAUAAAGGAGAAAACGUCCACAAACACUCGCGCCUGGCAGAGGUUCUCCAGCUGGGCUCGGACAUCCUGCCUCAGUACAAACAGGAAACUCCGAAAACGCCGCCGCACAUCAUCCUGCACUACUGCCUCUUUAAGACCACGUGGGACUGGGUCAUCCUCAUCCUCACCUUCUACACCGCCAUCAUGGUGCCCUACAACGUCUCCUUCAAGACCAAGCAGAACAACGUCACCUGGCUGGUGGUGGACAGCAUCGUGGACGUCAUCUUCCUCGUCGACAUCGUCCUCAACUUCCACACCACGUUCGUCGGGCCGGCCGGCGAGGUCAUCUCCGACCCCAAACUCAUCCGCAUGAACUAUGUCAAGACCUGGUUCGUCAUCGACCUGCUGUCCUGCCUGCCUUAUGAUGUCAUCAACGCCUUCGAGAACGUGGACGAGGGGAUCAGCAGUCUCUUCAGCUCUCUUAAAGUGGUGCGGCUGCUGCGUUUGGGUCGUGUUGCCAGGAAGUUGGACCACUACAUUGAGUACGGUGCUGCUGUACUGGUGUUACUGGUGUGUGUGUUCGGACUGGCGGCUCACUGGUUGGCGUGUAUCUGGUACAGCAUCGGAGACUACGAGGUGAUCGACGAGGACACCAACAGCGUGAGGACGGACAGCUGGCUCUACAUGCUGGGCGAGACGGUGGGGACGCCGUACCGCUUCAACUCCUCGGGGUCGGGUCGCUGGGAGGGCGGACCCAGCAAGGACUCCGUCUACAUCACCUCGCUGUACUUCACCAUGACCAGUCUGACCAGUAUCGGCUUCGGAAACAUCGCCCCGAACACGGACGGGGAGAAGAUCUUCGCCGUGGCCAUGAUGAUGAUCGGAUCUCUGCUGUACGCCACCAUCUUCGGUAACGUCACCACCAUCUUCCAGCAGAUGUACGCCAACACCAACCGCUACCACGAGAUGCUCAACAGCGUGCGAGACUUCCUCAAACUCUACCAGGUCCCCAAAGGCCUGAGCGAGCGAGUGAUGGACUACAUCGUGUCCACCUGGUCCAUGUCCAGAGGCAUCGACACCGACAAGGUGCUGCAGAUUUGUCCAAAGGACAUGCGAGCGGAUAUCUGCGUCCACCUCAACAGGAAGGUGUUUAAGGAACACCCGGCGUUUCGGCUGGCGAGUGACGGCUGCCUGCGAGCCCUCGCCAUGGAGUUCCAGACCAUCCACUGCGCGCCGGGCGACCUCAUCUACCACGCCGGAGAGAGCGUGGACAGCCUCUGCUUCGUAGUGUCGGGGUCACUGGAGGUCAUCCAGGACGACGAGGUGGUGGCCAUUUUAGGUAAAGGUGAUGUGUUCGGUGACGUGUUCUGGAAGGAGAUGACCUUGGCUCAGUCCUGCGCUAACGUCCGAGCGUUGACCUACUGCGACCUCCACAUCAUCAAACGAGACGCGCUGCAGAAGGUUCUGGAGUUCUACUCGGCCUUCGCGAUCCACUUCGCCAGAAACCUGGUGCUGACCUACAACCUGAGGAAGAGGAUCGUCUUCAGGAAGAUCAGCGAUGUGAAACGCGAGGAAGAGGAGAUGCUGAAGAGGAAGAACGAGGCUCCUCUGAACCUCCCUCCGGACCACCCGGUCCGUCGACUCUUCCAGCGUUUCCGGCAGCAGAAGGAGGCCCGGCUCGCCUGCGAGCAGGUCGGCGACGUGGAGAAAGGCGUUUCAACCAAAGGCCCGGAGGUCCUGGCGUCCACCAGCAUCGUCAUGGUGACCGAAAACGCUACCGCAUCCACCACCUCCUCAGCAUCCACCGCAUCCUCUUCAUCCAGGACCUCCAGCCGGGUGAUGCUCCACGCUCCCGCCACCCAGAACGGAAACCUGACAGGCUGCAAGUCCGCAGAGCCGCCGAAAGCUAAAGGCUGGGGACGAUUCAAGGAGUCGGUCGUCAAGGCCGAGUCAUGGAGCAGCGUCUCCAAGGCCGAGUCCAUGGAGACGCUGCCCGAUAGAACUAAAUCUCACGACGAGAUGUCCCUCAAGAAAACCGACUCGUGCGACAGCGGCAUCACGAAGAGCGACCUCCGCUUGGACAACGCCGGUGACGCCAGAACGCCGCAGGAGCGAAGUCCAGUUCAGUCCGACGAGAAGAAGGCGUUCUGUCCGAUACCGGAGCAGAGCCUGCAGGCGUCUUUCCUCGAGCUGAAACAAGAACUCAGAGGGGACAUCGGGUCUCUGAACAGUCGCAUGGCGGCGUUGGAGACUCAGCUGGCUGAAAUGCUUCGACUUCUCAAAUCCAGGAAGUCGUCGGGCUCCUUCUUCGAGAUCUCGCGGCCGCCUUCCCCCGACUCAGACAAGGACAGCCUCUCUUAACUGUCCCGACGGCGGGAAUCGAACUCAACCUAUUCUGCCUUCAGACGUCAGAAAGAGCUCCUGACAGCAGGGAGACGAGAAGCACUUUGUGUUAACUGACUGAGUGAAACUGGAAUAAGAUCACAGAGACUAAAGAACGAGUCCCGACAGUCACGAUGGCACCUUCGGUCCUCAGACCGUCACAUGAUAUCGGCAAUAAUAACAGAUGGCUUUAAAGGGAUAGUUCGGAGGUUGUAUGAGGUACUUAAACCACCUAAAAGAAUCAAUAUCAGUUUAAGUGGACGCUAUAUUUACCUUUCCGUCAGACAGCUGUUCUCCAAACUCGGGGCGGUUCCCGACCUCCGUCUACACUGACGAUGGAUAAAUACCUCAUACAACGCCACUCCUAAAGAUAUGAACUAUCCCUUUAACUCGCUGGCUUUAAGCAGGACUUUGGCACUGUGAUGCAGUGAUGUGUCUCCAAGGCUUCGACCUGGUCUCAUGAGGUCUGGUCCACAAAGUUUGUUUAGCUGUUCAGAGCCUUCAGACACUCGACGACGGUCUGCUGUCAUCGGCUGCUCUGCUGCUCUGUCAAUCACAAGUUAUCACAUUAUGUAUUGAGUCCGCUGGAAUCGAUGCGACGGCUUUAUAUCGUUCACAUCAAACAUUUCCAAACCUGAGAAAACCAGGACGGUCCAGAUGAUGGGACCAGUUCCACACUGGUUGGUUUUUCUGUUAGCAAGUGAGGAACUAAAAAAUGAUUAAUGUUAAAAACAAAACAAUAAAGGACAAUGAUGUGAGUAGCCUCUACAUUCAGCAUCCUAACUUGCUCUCGGUGUCUGUAGCGCCUCCCUGAGGCUGAAAGCUCAGACUGCAGCCGGUGAGAAGCUUUACUCUUUAAAGUUAAUUCAUAUUUCUCUCUUGGUUGUAUCUGAGGCUUCUCUGUAAAGUUACAGCUGUAUUUACUAUUCAGAUUUCAACACCACAUGACAUGUUCAAGAAUAAAAUACAGGCCUUUAUUUUUUAUAUUAUCAAUUAAUCUGGCGAUUCUACGUCGUCAAAUGUCUGUUUUGUCUAAAUCUGAAAUAUAUUCAGUUUAUUUAUGGCAAAGAGAAGAAGAGUCAUGUGAGAAAGCGUCGCAGCUUUUACUGUUUCAGCUUAAAAAAUGACUGAAAUGAUUCAUCAAUUAUCAAAAUAGUUGCUGUUAUUUGGUUUCAGCUCUAAAAAUAAUACUCUUACGAUGAUAAAAUGUCACAGCGGCGCUCUGUGAUUGGUUGUUUAGAGCGCCAAUCAAAAGACAGACAGUCAAAGCAGGAAGUCGUUGACACGGUUGAAGAACAGUGUGGACCAGACUCUCAGCUGACGGUCAAAGGUUUGGAUCUUUACGUGAUAUUUGCACCAUUUUAAUCAGAGUUUGUGGUUUAUUAGAGAAAAGGCGACAGAAUGUUUCCACCUGAACACACUGAAGUGUUUUUAUUAUGCAUGAAUGAAUGAAUGAGAUAAGUUUAACGCAGCACAGUGAAAAUGUUUCUGAUGUUGAUGUUUGAUUUGUUCUGGCUGGUUACUCUGGACGUUUAGUUUGCAUGUUAACGAGUCGUUAGCUUGGAUGGAAGGUAACAUUAUUAAUCUGAUGCUUCGGUUUAUAGGAGCACACACAUUUGAUGGUUUUAAUUCAGAUAUCUCUGGUUUAUCUUCUCGGCCUUUCAAGAAAACUGUGAACACUUUCAAAUCAAACUCUCUGCCUGCAUUUCCUGUUUUUGUUUCGUUUCGCCAAACGCUGAACAUAAAAUCCGGAUGAGUUCAUGUCUGUCUGAUCAGCAGAGACCUCCGUGUCGGGAGACGGCCGUCGGUCCGACGCUGGUGAGUUUGUCUUCGCUGUACGCUCGUAAUCCAGGUUUUAAAGGAGUUUAAUAAUGUUUAAUGAAGAGUUGUGGAGUGGGAGGAGCUAUUUCUGCGCCCUUGGUGACUCUCAGUUCUCUCUUUUACAGUUUGGAUCAAUGAAAGUAAAAGACUUUGGGGGUAGAAGUCAACUACGACGCCCAAGGUGCAUCUCGGCAAGAAACAGCCAAUCACGGAGCUUAAAAUUCAGUCACGUCGUCGCUAACGGCGAACAGAAGCUAAAAAACUGAUUUCACACUUUUUUCAAUUUCGGGGGUCACUUUUGAGUGAAUUCAGUAACCAUGGCGACACAUUCCUCCAUAGCAACGGUGGCCGAGGCUCAUGGGUAUUGUAGUAUUCUCAACUGGUAUUCUUUAAACUGGUGUCAGAAUAUAAACCAGUAGGAUGGUUUCUGUGUUCAUUCAAAUAUCUGAAAUGUGAAUACAGAAUAAGGAAAAACACUUCAGGACCAGCAGCUAAAAGUUAUUAAGAAUGAGCUUGUCCUCGUCAUUUUUCAUAAUUUGAAGAUACUCCUUGCUCCAAAUCACAAAAAUUAUGUUUUCUGUUGGAUUUCAGACUCAACGAGCUGCAGUAACAGGUUUUCAACCACUAGGGGGCAGAAAGACUCCAAAACAAACAAAGAGUCUUUUUGUGUUUGAAGAGUGUAGAAAGAUAAAUGCUUCCUAUAAGUGUGUUUGGAUCAGAAAUAGCAAACUGUUUUCUCCUCUGAGAGAGAUGCUGUGUCUCCACUCAGACGUUUGGCUGUUUGUUUGUUUGUUUGUUUGUUUGUUUGUUUGUUGGCGUUCGCCGGUGCGUCACCUUUGGUUCUGGUGGGCGUUUGUUUUCUCUCCAGGAGAUGCUGGUUGUGCCUCUGAAGGCUCAGCAAGACAUGAGGUGGAAACACGAUAAAGGAAUAAACAAAGAACUAAACUAAUGUUUUCAGGAAACCGUCUCUGCUCUGCAUGUUUGUCCACAUCCAUCAUCUGCUGUUCAGUCUGCUGUCAAGUGUGUUUAAGUAAACUGUGACGAAGCAGACGUCAUCUCCUGCUGAGCCGGAGGUCACGACAGACUCCAGGAUUCCCUACAGGAGAGCUGUGAUUGGCUCAGCUGAAUCCUAACAGAUAUUCAUGGAUCGCUGGUUCCUUCUUUGUCUUUGACGUCUUCUGUGAAGUUCUUCUGCUGCUCAGUAAAGCUUAAAGCUGUGUGUCCGAUUACACUCGUCUUUUCCUUCUGCGCUCAGCUGAUCAGAUUUACAUCCAAAACACCUUCCAGACAUCUUGAUGACAGGAACAUUUCACAAAGUCCCUAAAAGCAUCAAACAUGUUGAAGAAGGCAGCUGAUCUUCUUUAUUUAGCUUUCUAUUUGUUAUUCAUGUUACGUCUCACUCUUUGGUUGCUACGCCCACACAACGCCACAGUCUGUGUGAACGUUUCUGAAACAUCUUUGUCACAAUCUGGAGCUUGAAAAUCCUGAUAUGAGCAAAGAGGAGCAGAGCUGAGACCAGAUGAGCAGCAACAACCACGACUGAAGUGUGACAGGCUGAGACAUAAACCUUAAAGGAAGAUCACCAUUUAUUUCAACCUGAUGUAUUUCCCAUAAAUGUGACGUAUAUCAGAGCUGCUGAGCCUCCUCCAGCUCUCCAAAUAAACAUGAUUAUUACAUGAGUCAUUCCAAACAUUUUUUCACUGAGUCCGAACAAAAGUAAACACAGAAACUAGCCGUGGUUCUGUCCAGUCGGCUUCGCUCUGUUCGUCCAGGUGAAACAGUCUCCAGGAAAACAACGUUGCUCAGAGAAGUUACACAGCUCAGAUCGUUCUUGUCUAGAUUUUCCACGUCAACAACAACAAAAGUUUUCCUCCUCAGUCAGCAGCGAUCGCAGGAAUACCGCUGGAUUCCUGACAUAUGUUGUCUUCCUGCCUCCUUUCUUCAUCUUUCCUUAUCUUCCUCAUUUGUGAGACAGUGUAACUGCAGUGAAAGUCAUUCAUGGGAAACACGUCAGGUUGGAAUAAACCAGAAUCUUCCUUUAAAAUCUCCCCAAUGCAACAUCAACAUGAGAAAAUCUGCACUGUUAUUGAUUGUAUUUGUAGAGAGAAGUUGAGGGUUUUCCCCUUCACUUCAAUACAGACAGAGUUUUAUCACAGCACCAUCUAGUCGAUGUGAGAGCUGAAUACACUUCAAGUGUAAAUUAUACUUUUGGUGUUUCUAUAGCUACGAGGGUCCAUGUGACAUCAAAGGUCUGCAGCCCAAAAUUUAUGACCUCAAGGACGCACAGCAACCAUGACAGCUAAUGUAGAGUUAGUUAGUAAAUUGAGCUCGUUAAACUUUAACACUCAGCUGUGGUUGUUGCUGAACAUUCAAAUAAAACUCCCAGAACUUUCCCAACAUCAUUUAAAUGCAAAUUUCAGACAAAUCAGAUUGAUAAUACAGAAUAUAUCCUGUUGUGUUUUUACAUAAAAAGUGACAGUUUUCUGCAGUUUUAAGAAGGGUGUCAUCUGCAAACAUGAUAACAAAAGUACCGAAUCUGCUCAAGCUGGAAACUGUCUGCAGUGAAAUGUGAAACAUGUGGAGCAUCGUGACACAUUUGAUGCUGCACUUCUGUGAAUCAGAGGAAAUGUAACCUGUUGUGUAUUCACCUGAAAUGUCUAACUGAUAAUCUGAGAUGUUUGUUUGUCUUGACUUUGGUGUCUUGUGUAUCCUGUGUAGGUGUGAUAUAAUAUAUCGUCAUAAUAUGCAAUUAUUGCCAUGUAUGCUGUUUCUCUUGAGAGGCUGGUUGUUGUUUUGUGGUACUUUGUGCGUCUCACGCUGUCCCACGAGCACCGCCGGUAUCGACACUGAUGCACUUUGGUCGUCUGUCGUCCCUGCAUGACGCUGGUGUCUGAAACUCUGUUUUUCUCUAAAAAGGAAAAACUGAAACUGAGCUGACUUUGCCUUGCUACUUCAAUAUCUCGGAGGACUCUCCCUAAACUUUACUACCUUCUGCUGUCGGUCACGUGUAUGUAACGGCUGCCGUCUGUGCAUGAAGAGCACUUCAAUGUUAAAAUCUGACAAAGUCUUUAUCAAUAUCACGUAUGCACUGUUUUGGAAAUUCACAACUUGGAGGAAAAGAUUGAGAAGAAACUUAACCACAGAUAUAUAUUCUUAUUUCUGUUCUUCACUUAUUGUCAGGAAUGAAAACUGUAUCAGCACAAAGAGUAUUUAUAAAAAAACCAAAUGUCAACAAUAAAUGAUUUUAU